Calypte anna (Anna's hummingbird) is the source of this 1266-nucleotide messenger RNA. RefSeq names its product chromosome 33 C12orf10 homolog (gene MYG1). Lineage: Eukaryota; Metazoa; Chordata; Aves; Apodiformes; Trochilidae. The transcript has 7 exons. The record is from RefSeq and is a predicted model, not a curated record. The coding region runs from base 16 to 1116 and encodes 366 amino acids. Gene Ontology annotation, cellular component: nucleus; cytoplasm.
CGCGCUGCUCGCCUCAUGGCUGCAGCGGUCAGCGGGACCGGGAGCGGGGCCGGGACUGGGACCGGGACUGGGACCGGGACCGGGUUUGGGCCAAAGCCGCCGCCGUCCGAGCCCUCCUGCCCGCUCAUCGGCACCCAUGACGGCACUUUCCACUGCGACGAAGUGCUGGCCUGCUACCUGCUGCGCCUCCUGCCCCGCUACCGGGAGGCUGAGGUGCUGCGUACCCGGGACCCUGAGCUCCUGUCCCAGUGUGAGGUGGUGGUGGAUGUGGGGGGGGAAUACGACCCCGAGCGGCACCGCUAUGACCAUCACCAGAGGUCUUUCACACACUCCAUGCACACCCUCCGGCCAGACAAGCCCUGGACCACCAAGCUGAGUAGUGCUGGGCUAGUGUAUUGCCAUUUUGGCUCCCAAAUCCUGGCAGAGCUCCUGGGGGAGCCAGAGGAUGGCCCCGUGGUGACGAUGCUCUACGAUAAGCUCUAUGAGAACUUCCUGGAGGAGAUCGAUGCCGUGGACAAUGGGAUCGCUCAGGGGGAGGGGCGGCCCCGCUAUGCCCUCAGCACCACCCUCAGCACCCGGGUCUCCCACCUCAACCCCCGCUGGAACGACCCCCAGCAGGACCCCGAGGGGGGUUUCAAGCGGGCUCUGGAGCUGGUGGGAAGGGAGUUCCUGGAGAGGGUGGAAUUUUACCACCGGGCGUGGCUGCCGGCCAGGGAGGUGGUGGAGGAGGCUCUGAGGAGACGCUUCGAGGUGGACCCCAGUGGGGCAGUGCUGGAGCUUCCUGGGGGGGGCUGUCCCUGGAAGGAGCAUCUCCUGCAGCUGGAGCAGGAGCUGCAGCUCCCCCAGCCCCUCCUCUUGGUUCUCUUCCCGGAUCCCAGUGGGCAGUGGCGCCUGCAGAGUGUUCCCGUGGGACCUCACAGCUUCCAGAGCCGCCUCCCUCUCCCCGAGCCCUGGCGGGGGCUGCGGGAUGAGACCCUCUCCCAAAUUUUGGGGCUCCCUGGAUGCAUCUUCGUCCACUCCAGCGGCUUCAUCGGGGGACACCGCACCCGGGAGGGGGCCCUGGAGAUGGCAAGGAGGACCCUGGCACAGCACCAAGGGGGGAAGACACAAACCUGAUGCCACCAACCCCCCCUCCCACCUCAACCCCCUCCAUCCACCCCAACAUGGACCCCAAAAAAGGGGGUGGUGGGGUCAGGCUGAGACAGUUCCCACUCAGCGCAUGGAGUGGGACAAAAAAAUCACCCCUGGAGGGGAGUUGAGGGGACA